Messenger RNA from Juglans microcarpa x Juglans regia, 969 nucleotides. RefSeq lists its product as uncharacterized. The coding region runs from base 1 to 777 and encodes 258 amino acids. The transcript has 6 exons. Lineage: Eukaryota; Viridiplantae; Streptophyta; Magnoliopsida; Fagales; Juglandaceae. The record is from RefSeq and is a predicted model, not a curated record.
AUGGCCAAAAAGAUCAAGGAGGCAACCACAUGGGACAAGUUUAGCAAGAGUCCAACACUCAAGAUGGACUUGAAGGAUGGAGAUUCAAUUUUGACUCAUUUGAUAAGCUAUGAAAGAGGGCAACGACAAGACUUAAAAGGCCUUGGGCUCUUGAAGGGUGGAGAUUCGAGGUUGAAUCAUUUUGAAGAGAGGGGGAAUGAUGGGAACCAAGAAUCCAAGAAUACAGAGGAAGAUGGACCAUCUCCCGAAUCCGAGGACCAGUGGGUUCAAGGAGUAGUUGAAGCAGAGGAACAUGGCUCAUCUUUACGCAAUGUUGGUAAGAAGGUUCCUGUGUUGUUGAACCACAUGACUAACCCUCAUUUGGACCCUACAAUGGAUACCUCCAAGAGUCCAGCUUAUUGGUCAAGGGUUUGCUUGUGUAAUAUGGCCAGAUUAGCGAAGGAAGCCACGACAGUUCGGCGUGUGCUUGAACCCCUUUUUCAUAGUUUUGAUGAUGAUAACCAUUGGUCACCAGAGAAAGGAGUUGCCUCUUCUGUUUUGAUGUAUUUCCAGUCAGUUCUGGAGGAAUCAGGAGAUAACUCCCAUCUCUUAUUGUCUAUCCUGAUCAAUCGCUUGGAUCAUAAGGAUGUUGUCAAACAACCUCGCAUACAAAUAAACAUUGUUAAUGUCACCACACAACUCGCAAAAAAAAGCAAAGAAGCAGGCCUCGGUUGCAGUCAUUGGUGCAAUAUCCGACUCGAUCAAACAUUUACGAAAGUGCCUGCAAAAUUUAGCUGAAGUAUCCAGCCCCAGAGAUGGAACAGAUAAGUGGAAUACUGAUCUUCGUUUGGCUCUAGAAAAAUGCAUUUCACAGCUGUCAAUUAAGGCCGGAGAUGCGGGACCCAUUCUUGAUAUGAUGGCUGUCGUUCUUGAGAAUCUCCCAACAAAUGCUGUUGUGGCUCGAACAACAAUCUUUGCUGUCCUUCAAAC